AUGGAUCGCUCAGACACCGAGCGCAAGAUGUCUCUCAACGCAGAGGAACUCGAGCACGCAGCAGAGUCCGAAGAGCGCCAGCAUAGUGAAGUUCCCGAAGAGGCCAACAAACGUAUUAAAGACACAUUUGAUCGCCGACUGCUUCCCAUCGUCUGUUGCCUCUACGUCCUAUCCUAUCUCGAUCGAGGAAACAUCGGAAACGCGAAAGCCGCAGGUGUCCAAAAGGACCUGGGCCUUAGUGACUCUGAAUGGUCCUGGGUUCUCAAUUCUUUUUACAUCUGUUAUGUCUGCUUCGAGUGGACGAACCUAUUUUGGAAGAUUCUACCUGCAAGCAAAUAUGUUGCCACGCUUUGCGUGCUUUGGGGAACUGCUGCCAUGUGUUCUGGUGCCACGAAGAAUCUCGGCGGGCUCAUAGCCACUCGAGCCCUGCUUGGCGUCUUCGAGGCCGCAUUCGGCGCCGGUGCCCCAUACUUCCUCUCUUUAUUUUAUCGCCGCAAAGAACUCGGCUUUCGAGUUUCUCUCCUGCUUGGAAUGUCACCAUUGGCCAAUUGCUUUGCUUCGGCGUUGGCUUAUGGAAUCACCAACAUCAAAGGCUCGAUAGAGCCUUGGAGAUAUCUCUUCAUUAUUGAGGGAGCCCCGACCGUUGCUUUCUCGCUCGUGGUUUGGUUCUUCCUAGCAGACUCGCCAGACAAGGCGAAAUACCUGUCUGAGCAAGAUGCCACCUACGCUAGGGAGAGACUCCAGAUCCGCGAUCGCACCAAGAAGACUAGGGUUCGUUGGAACCAGGUCUUUGCUGGUCUUACGGACUACCAGAACUAUAUCCAUACCAUCAUUCACUUCUGCUGCAACUACUCUUUCGCGGGUCUUUCCAACUUUCUCCCCACAAUUGUUCGCGAUAUGGGCUACUCAUCCAUUACUGCACAAGGCCUUACCGCGCCCCCAUACUUCCUAGCAUUCCUUUGCUGCGUGGUGGCAGCCUUGGUGAGCGAUAGGUUUGGUAAGAGAGGAUACAUCGUGAGCGGUUCUGCUUUUAUCGGGUUUAUCGGCUACCUCAUGUUGGUUGUGGUUCAAGAUGAGUCUAAGAAGGCAACUCGUUAUGCUGCCAUCUUUCUAGCCUCUUGUGGAGUGUUCCCUGCGCUCUGCAUCAAUAUCACCUGGCUGUUGAACAAUCAGGGAGGAGACUCAAAGAGGGGUGCCGGACUCGCCAUACUGGCUACCUUUGGUCAAUGCUCUUCCUUUGUCAGUAGUGUCAGCUUUCCUAGUUCUGACGGACCACUUUACCUUCGAGGUACCGCUAUUGGUUGUGGCUUGACUGACCUCAUUUCUAUCCUCGGGCUAGGUUUACACUUCGCCUUGGAACGUGAAAACAAGCGAAGAGAUCGUGAGUAUGGCACCGUCGAGGCCGACAUGACGGUUGAUGUCACGGAGCUUGGCGAUAAGAACAAGAACUUUCGCUACCUUACAUAA
Molecule: messenger RNA, 1467 nt
Organism: Fusarium sp. VM40
Lineage: Eukaryota; Fungi; Ascomycota; Sordariomycetes; Hypocreales; Nectriaceae
Source: the annotation of a GenBank genome assembly